GACGUUUAACAAAUAAACAAAAAGUGUUCUAUAUUUUGUUCUUCUCUAAAAAUAUGAUUGUGAUAAACCGGAACUGAUAGAAAACAAUGGACGCUACAUGAUUUGCUGAAGUAUGCCAUGCAACACUUACAUGCCGUCAGAACAAUUUCGGCAAAAUCAAAAUCCUCCCAAUCUAAGUGUGGCAAGAAGAUGGGUAAAAGGAAUAAGGACGACAAGCAAAGUCCUCUAAUAGCCCUCCUUCCUGGGGCAAAAAUCGACAGUGAAAAGGGGAAAAUCACUGUUAACAUCGGGAUCUCGAAAGAGACUGUCAUAUUUAACAUAGGAGGAGUUAAAUUCGAAACGUACAGAUCAACACUUUACCGUCAACCUAACAGUCCAUUGGCAAAUGAAGAAUUUCUUCGGAAGCAUUUCCGGUCUGAUAAAAAGGAAUAUUUCUUCGACAGGGAUCCAGCCAUGUUCAAAGCUAUUCUGAAUUACCUCCGUACAGGAGAGCUUCAUAUGCCGCCAUACAUGUGCGGUCCAGCAGCAAAACUUGAAUUGGAAUUUUGGGGAAUCCCGGACAGCAUCAUAGAAAGAUGUUGUUAUACUCACUACAAUGCAUAUAACUCUACACUGAGAGCCCUAAAUCGUCUGGAAAAGGACCGCCAUGGAAGCUUUGAUUAUCCAGUCGAUACCCAUACAAACAGAAAAAUGUCUAAAUGGAAAAGAAUCCGCUCGAAAGCCUCCAUAAUUCUCAACCAUCCAGAGAAGUCAAAAUCUGCAAAGGUUUAUGGAAUGGUCUCACUACUUGUGGUAGCGAUCUCCAUUCUGUCAUUCCUUGCUGAAACACACCCGAGUAUUCAGGUAAAGGAAACUGUUUAUGCUAUUUCAUUUGUGCACAAUGCCACAACAAAUAUAACAACGAAUUCAACAACGAAAACGGAAGUAGUAGUUCCAAAUCCGGUUUUAGACAUCAUUGAUCAUUCGUGCAUGGCGUUUUUCACCAUUGAAUAUAUUUUAAGAGUUGUGCUUUCGUUGCAAAGGCUGGUUUAUGUUAAAUCAUUAAUGGGAAUUAUUGACCUAUUUGCACUCUUGCCGGACUAUAUUCAACUCAUUAUGUUUUCAAUAAGCAAACAUCUAGCUCACACUUCUUUCACCAGGAUCAUCACCAUUUUAAAGAUAACACGGAUAUUGCGCAUUUUCCGAUUAGUUCGUCACGUGCCCGGAUUGUGGAUUCUAGUGUAUACAUUAAAAGCGAGUUUGCGCGAGCUUUUGUUGAUGGUAGCGUUUCUUUUUGUUGGAAUGUUGAUAUUUUCGUCAUUGAUUUACUAUGUAGAUGAUAAGGAAAUUUUUACCAGCAUUCCUCACAGUUUUUGGUGGGCACUCAUUACCAUGACAACUGUUGGUUAUGGUGACAUGUACCCCGUGACUGCUUUGGGCUAUGUGAUUGGAUCGUUAACGGCUAUGUGCGGUUUAUUAAUGAUAGGAUUUUCAGUACCAAUUUUAGUUAAUAAUUUUAUAACCUACUACCAAUAUGUAGAAUUCGCAAUCCAAGACGAAAAACUUAAAAGAGAAAAAUCAGAGAUUCUAGAGGACCCUGUUAUUGGUGGCAAUGAAAUUAUCAAAAACAACAAUUCGUACAGAUAAAUAUGACCACGGAUACCGCAAAAAUAUAAAAAAUAAUUCGCUCGUCCGUCAAUUGUUACUAGCAGCAUGCAGCUAUACAAAUAACUUAUUUGCGUUCUUUUUAUUAGUAAGAUAUUUAAAUGAGAAGACUGAUUUCUGAUUUUCAAGGUUUAAGUAAUGUUUUUUUCUUCUCAUAUUUUACCAUAGCUUGAGUGUGCUUGGAUUCAUUCACUAGAAAUUUUACAUAAUUGUUGGAGUUGGUGAAUAUAACACACUGUUCGAUUAAAAAAAAAACGUACGUCAUUCUAGAAAAAAAAAUGAAAACAACACGUUAUAAAUUUCUUGCCUCUGACGCGCUUUUCUGGAUUAACCUUCAUCAGUAACGCUUAAAGUCGAAUAUUUGAAAGCCAAUGAUGUAUAAGGCUUAUAGUGUUAUGGGACUUUGAUCGUCAGAUAAAUAAAAGGCGUUUCUUAAAUGUCAUGCACUAGAUUCAGUAUGCUUGUGUCAAAUUACUGAAACUUGACACUGUUUGGGUUGGUAAAAAUAGACUCACUUUCGGUUUUGAAAUUUUUUUUAUUUGUCAUUUCGGAGUUAUGGGACUUUCAUAUUUCAAAAAAAUAUUUAUGCGCCUAAAUAUUUUCUCGUACAUGUUUCUACUACAGAGCUAUU
Mytilus californianus (California mussel) is the source of this 2275-nucleotide messenger RNA. RefSeq names its product potassium voltage-gated channel protein Shaw-like. The record is from RefSeq and is a predicted model, not a curated record. Gene Ontology annotation, biological process: protein homooligomerization; potassium ion transmembrane transport. The coding region runs from base 118 to 1626 and encodes 502 amino acids. Gene Ontology annotation, molecular function: voltage-gated potassium channel activity; protein binding. Gene Ontology annotation, cellular component: membrane; voltage-gated potassium channel complex. NCBI's taxonomy places the organism in Eukaryota, Metazoa, Mollusca, Bivalvia, Mytilida, Mytilidae. The transcript has 4 exons.